Messenger RNA from Aspergillus melleus, 519 nucleotides. RefSeq lists its product as uncharacterized. The transcript has 2 exons. Lineage: Eukaryota; Fungi; Ascomycota; Eurotiomycetes; Eurotiales; Aspergillaceae. Bases 1 to 519 code for a protein of 172 amino acids. The record is from RefSeq and is a predicted model, not a curated record.
AUGCCUGAUCUUCAAAUCCCGAAUGUGACAAUAGAAGACCUUCAGACGUUCCAGGCAAAGCAUUUCCCUGGCAGCGCCCAAAUCCCGACGACUCAGUACCAGUACGAGUACGAUGAAAUCGUGGACGACAACAAUGACUACGACGAAGACGAUCUCGGAUACUAUCCCGACGGGGUCAAGCGGACUUUGACGGACGAGCAGAUCGAGAUCUUCAGACAUAGCGAGAUUCAUACGCUUCUUCGGGAGAAGCAGCUACGCGAGGAGGCUCUUGAGGCGGCAAGGGAGGAAGCGAAAGCAGAAGAGGAGGCCAAGAAGGCGACCGAAUCGCACAAGUUGGCGGCCUCUGACGCGGGCAUGAAAGAGCCUACGGAUCAUACUGAGCGCGCUGAUGGCCGCGAGGCUGCGGAUUCCGUGCUAGACUACGGUGAGGAUGCUCCUGUUGCGAAUGCGCCGAAACGGGCCCGGCCGGGAUAUGCGUCUCAGUUUGCAGGGCGGAGAAUCAUCUCGUACGAUGACUGA